UACCUGACUUGUCAUGUUAUGUUUUUUUAAACAUUUUUAUGUUGUAAAUGUUGGUUUGGGUUUUUUGGAGUUUUACAGUCAACUUCAACUGGGAGUGACAAAUGGAAGCGUGACGUCCUUGGCGGAGGUAAUGGCCCGCCAAUCUUGGGAGGUGAGUAGACACUGCCCUGGUGGAUUAAACCCGUGGCGGUCGCAGCUAAUCUGAUGCAACACACACACACGCACACACACUGACACACACUCAGUGACGCGUCUUCUGCGCCAGAGAGUGAGUCUGAGGAGGGUGGGGUUGUGUGUUGCUAUGGCGAUGAAAGGUCCUUCCAAGCAGCUGCUGAUUGGCUGACACUGCACAGCACCAUUUUUCGCUUCUCACCACUCCGCCCGCCCUCCCGCCAUCCUCCCCCCCAGACAGGAGGUCCAAUCACCAGACGCAUUCCACGCUGCGAUACUGCGCCGCCUCUGGAGCUUCUUCUCGUGGCUUCCGGAGACAAAUCGGAGCAGAUGCGUUGGACCAGAAGCCCGUCGUCAGCAGCUCACUGCAGAAGGCGCUACUAAGAUGCUCUUCGUCAGCUGAGUUCGAGAGUGUCCGAGUGCCCAGAUUCCUCCUCCCGCCAUGAAGUCUGAUACGCUGGCAAACGCUCACAAAUCAGGAGAUGGACAAACCUCCAAGGUGAAGACCGCCAGCAAGCCCGGAGAGCGGAGCACGGCGGCAAAGCCAAAGACUACGUCAACCGGGACGCCCGUUUUGAACGGCACCACCGGAACCGUGGGGGCCAGGCGGGGUGUUGUCGGUCGAGCUCGCUCCCACGGGGUGAAAGAGACGGAGAAGAAGGCCAAUACUGGGACCAGACCUAAGACCUCCCCUCCCAGCUGCACGUCCAGAGCGCCAAGGGACUCCGCGCAGCACGCCGCCUCGUCCACAUCGGGCGGCGCCUCGCCAGAAAAUGGCGCCGGUGCCGGAAGCCCUCGAAACGGCACUCUCUCCAUUCCAGGAGCAAAGCCCAAACAGCAGGCCAAGCCGCUGAACAAACCAGCACUGACCAAAUCGGAUUUCACAAAGCAGACCAACAGCAGGUCCAGGGUGAAAGAAGGCAUCAAGUUAAAGUCUGGAGCAGUAGAGGGCGCUGUGGCAGGAACAACGAGAGCAAGAGGAGACACCAAAGUCAAAGCACUCCAAGACAACCACGUCGCCAAGCAUGCAGCUCCUGGGAAAAAGCAGACUUCGCCCAGGAAAGAAUUAGACGGCUUGAAAUCAUCCGUACCGACCAAACCGUACGGGGAAAGUGCAAAAAAGGUCUUAACCGGAACCUCGGCUAAAUCCUCUUCUAAACCAACCAAAGUGUCAACACCGCCUCCUAAGCAACCCUCAAACAAGUCUGCACCAAAGCUUAAAAGUACCACUGAAUCUGAGAGAGCGUCACCAAAAUCAGGAGCAACCCUUAGAAGUGCUAAAGGGCUGGGAGCUAAGGAAAAAAAGAGUUUAGACUGUAAAGCUGAACAAGACAAGAGUGGAAGUGCAGGACUGGUUAGCUCUGAGGAUUUGGCAGCACCACCGCCAAGCCAAGACCAAGAUUCGCUCAGCUUCCAUCUGGACUCCUGGACUUGCGGUGUCCAGGAGACUGAAAAACAGUCCACAAACGGAGCAGGUGAGCCUAGUCCUGCGUCGCAAGCAGUCCAAUCCGUUACCGUGGUUAAAAAGUCCGAAGGCCUCACGGGCGUUCGAUCUCCGAGUACCCCCGUAGACGCCCCCUGUAGUGUAGGGAGCACUGGCACUCCUUUGGAGGAGUCCUGGACCGGCAUACAGCCGCAGGUCAGUCCCGCGUCCGAGACGGGUAGCACGCAUUCCACCUCCUCGGACGACAUCAAGCCCCGCUCAGAGGACUACGACGCGGGCGGCUCGCAGGACGAUGACUGCUACAACGAACGAGGGGUGUCCAAGUGCGGCACCAUGCGCUGCCGCGAUUUCCUGGGGCGCAGCAGCAGCGACACGAGCACACCCGAGGAGCUCAAGAUGUACGAGGGCGGCGCGGGGCUGAGAGUGGAGGUCCGGUUGCGCGGGCGGGAAGCGGAGACCACCAGCGAGGAGGAGGGAGCAAGGCAACGUCCCCGGUCGUGGUUGAAAAGGGAGGAGCGUCCCGGGGCCGCCGCGACAGCAAACAGCGUUCCCGAGCAACAGAUGUCCGAGGAGGACAAUGACGACGAAGAAGAGACUGAGGAGGAGCGGUCCGAAGUGGAGGUGGUCCCCAGUCAGGGUCUGACCGAGCCCUUGCCGCCGUUUCAAGGGAUUGUCAACCUGGCGUUCGACGAUGACGUCGCCGCGGACCAGGAAGACGAGCAGCCAGACUUUCAGUCCGCUUCCAACUUCCGCCGUUCCGUUUUGCUCUCCGUCGACGAGUGCGAGGAGCUGGGCUCGGAGGAAGGCGCUCAGAGCCCUCAAGACCCCGACGACGCGGCCACUCCAUGUGAUGUUUUUGAGUCGGACUCCGUCACUCCGCAAUCCCAGUGCGCCCCUCCCCGCUCGCCCGGUCCGUGCGAACAUUCAGGUACCGAGCACCAUCAGCGAGGGGAGAUACGGCAAGAAAAGCCCACCGAGUUCCUGACGGAGAUUCAGAAACCGUCUCAGGAAAGCCAAGGGGAAGGGGCCAGGACCGGCUCCCCCGCAUCGAGCACCGAUGCCGCCAGAGACCCCCCGCCCCAGGAGCGGCCAUGUCACCUGGACCUGCGGCAACCGUACGCCAACGGAACCAAGAAGGCCGACUUACACCUAGACUUAAAUGAGCCACACUUGACGGGGGACCCUCCCGUACAUGCUGCACAGUCACCAGCAGGCGACAUUGCUUGUGACAGAUUGGAUCUAGGCGGCGGCAAACGCGAGCGGACGCCGUCCAACAAAGCCCUGUCCCCCAUUUACGAGACGGACGCGGGCGACGCGUUAGCGCGCCGCACAGGCAAGGACAGAACAGGACAAGGAAACACUGAGGACAAACGAAGCGAGUUUGCCGAGCGGGACUGGAGCCUGCUGAGGCAGCUCCUCUCGGACCAGGAGUCCAAUCUGGGCGUGAUCAACCCGGUGCCCGAGGAGCUCAACCUGGCGCAGUACCUCAUCAAGCAGACGCUGUCCCUGUCCAGGGACUGUCUGGACGCCGGGGCCUUCCUGUCCCCGGAGAGGGAGACCUUCAAGCGCUGGGCGGAACUCAUCUCGCCGAUGGAGGACUCGUCCACCAGCAUCACGGUGACCAGCUUCUCUCCGGAAGACGCCGCCUCGCCGCAAGGGGAGUGGACCAUCGUGGAGCUGGAAACACACCACUGACCUGCCACACGUCAAAACCAUAUUACUUAGUGGUCCUAAUUUAUUCUAAUUCAUGAAUUAUUUAUUUUUUAACCCUCAGUGGUUUAUUAUGCGUGUUGGUAUUUAUUUAUUUUUUAUGUUGCUUCCAUACCAAAAAAAAAUGGGGGAAAAUAAAUCUCUCAUGCCAGUCUUUCUAAUGCAGGUAGUAGUCCCCGGCCGCCGGGCCAUGGAACAUUUGGUAUGGGGCUGAACAAAAGAUAUUUUAUUGAUCAUCGGAGGCAGGUUUAUCCACCUGUACGCAAACAACAUUGCAUUUUGUGGAAUAUUAACAAAAUAAAGAUGUUUAUGUCGUGCUGAAAUUAUUUGGUCAAGGCACAUGCAGGUAAUUAAAAUAAAUAAACACCAAUAAAAAAAAAAGUGAAAUCGAAACUGUUUUACAUGUAUGACACUUCAUGGAAAAGUGCAUUUAUUUUACAAAUAUAAAGAUGUUUGU
Molecule: messenger RNA, 3782 nt
Organism: Phyllopteryx taeniolatus (common seadragon)
Lineage: Eukaryota; Metazoa; Chordata; Actinopteri; Syngnathiformes; Syngnathidae
Gene: btbd8
Product: BTB domain containing 8
Exons: 7
Coding region: 614-3310 (898 amino acids)
Source: RefSeq, a predicted model, not a curated record